GGCUUAAAUCCGGCGGUGGGCGGUGCCGUGCACAUCCGAGCACCAUGGAGGGCGAGCCGGGGCAGCCGCGCGGUAGCCCAGGCCGCGCCGAGAGGCUGAGCGAGCGGAUGCUGGACGAGUUCGUGUCGCUGCACGGCCCCGCGCUGCGCGCCUCGGGCGUCCCGGAGCGCCUGUGGGGCCGCCUCCUGCACAAGUUGGAGAACGAGGUUUUUGAUGCUGGGGACGUGUUUGGGAUAAUGCAAGUGGAGGAGGUGGAAGAGGCUGAGGACGAGGCUGCCAGGGAGGCUCAGAGGAAGCAGCCCAACCCUGGGAGUGAGCUGUGCUACAAGGUCAUCGUGACCAGUGAAAACGGAGUCCGGGCUGAUGACCCCAACAGCAUCUUCCUCAUUGACCAUGCCUGGACAUGUCGUGUGGAGCAUGCUCGUAAACAGCUGCAGCAGGUACCUGGACUCUUGCACCGUAUGGCUAACCUGAUGGGCAUCGAGUUCCACGGUGAGGUGCCCAGCCCAGAAGUUGUGGCCCUGGUGCUGGAGGAGAUGUGGAAGUUCAACCAGACCUACCAGCUGGCCCACGGGACAGCCGAAGAGAAAGUGCCCGUGUGGUACAUCAUGGAUGAGUUCGGCUCCAGGAUCCAGCAUGCAGACAUGCCGAGCUUCGCCACUGCUCCGUUCUUCUACAUGCCGCAGCAGGUGGCCUACACACUGCUGUGGCCCCUAAGGGACCUAGACACAGGCGAGGAGGUGACCCGGGACUUUGCCUACGGAGAGGCAGACCCUCUGAUCCGGAAAUGCAUGCUGCUGCCCUGGGCCCCUGCCGACAUGCUGGACCUCAGCUCCUCCACGCCUGAGCCUCCUGCCAAGUACUAUCAGGCCAUCCUGGAGGAAAACAAGGAGAAGCUGCCCCUCGCCAUUAGCCCGGUGGCACGUCCCCAGGGCCACAUCUUCAGGGUCCACUCGGACAUGCAGCAGGUGCUUUGCCACCUCACCCACCCACGUUUCGCCUUUACUGAAAGCGAGGCUGACGCCGACAUCCUCUACCACUUCUCACACUUCAAGGACUACAGGACGCUCAGUCAGGAGCGGCCACAGGUGCUACUAAACCAGUUCCCCUGCGAGAACCUGCUGACCGUAAAGGACUGCCUGGCCUCCAUCGCUCGCCGGGCCGGGGGUCCUGAAGGUCCCCGCUGGCUGCCCCGAACCUUCAACCUGCGCACUGAGCUGCCCCAGUUCAUCAGCUAUUUUCAGCACCGGGAGAGACAGGGUGAAGACAACCACUGGAUCUGUAAGCCCUGGAACCUGGCCCGCAGCCUGGACACGCACGUCACCAACAACCUCCACAGCAUCAUUCGGCACCGAGAAAGCACCCCCAAGGUUGUGUCCAAGUACAUCGAAAGCCCCGUCCUGUUCCUUCGAGAAGACGUGGGGAAUGUCAAGUUCGACAUCCGCUACGUUGUGCUGCUGCGCUCCGUGAAGCCUCUGAGCUUGUUCGUGUAUGACGUGUUCUGGCUACGCUUCUCCAAUAGGCCCUUCGCACUCAAUGACCUAGACGACUAUGAGAAGCAUUUCACCGUCAUGAACUAUGACCCAGACGUGGUGCUGAAGCAGGUGCACUAUGAUGAGUUCAUCCCCCAGUUCGAGAAGCAGUACCCAGAGUUUCCCUGGAGUGGUGUCCAGGCCGAGAUCUUCAAGGCCUUCACAGAGCUGUUCCAGGUGGCAUGUGCCAAGCCGCCCCCCAUGGGCCUCUGCGACUACCCCUCAUCCCGAGCCGUAUAUGCUGUUGACCUCAUGCUCAAGUGGGAUAGCCAUCCAGGUGGAAAGCGGGUGAUGCAGCCCCAGAUCCUGGAGGUGAACUUCAACCCCGACUGUGAGCGCGCCUGCAGAUACCACCCCACGUUCUUCAACGAUGUCUUCAGCACCUUGUUUCUGGAUGAGCCCGCCGGCUGUCACGUCACCCGCAUCAUCUAGGUGCCCAAAGCCCUCCUCCUGCCUCUGCUCACAGCUGGUUCCAGCCCCUGCUCAUGGAGCUGCUUCCGCCGGCCCAGCCUUCUCCCUCCUCCCCUUCCUCCCUCUCCCCUCCUUUCCUCCCCAGCCAGAGCCUUGGCCUCAGUUAGGCUCUGCCCUCUGAGCCAUGUUCCUGCUUCUUAUGUGGGACAUCAGGUCCAUACCACGUGGCAGAGCUGGACAGUGAGUGAUGUCCGCAGGCCUGGGUGCACCCAGAGUUUUCGUACAGAGGAAGAGGUGUUCCGCAGAAACAGGGUUCCACAGGGAAGUGUUUGGGAACCCCGUAUCCAGCGGGGCCAGGGAGUUCUUUCCCAGGAUCUCCGCCCUCCUUUCCCAUGGCUGCUGUAAACAGGGUAUCAGUACCCUGUAUUGUACCCACAGGCCCCAGAACAGCCAGGGGAAAACAUUUGCCAACCUAGCCUUAUGCCUGGGCAUCGCCUUCACCAGAGCCUUCACCAGCAGACUUCCCAGCCAGGCCCGGCUUGGUAUUUCCCUUAUGGGAAGCUGACCUCUGCACGCCGGCAUCUCACCAAGAUCCGCUGGCCUCUUGAGGUGAUCAGGGUGCUCUGGAGUUGUGAGGCUCCAUGGCAGACUCUGGACAAGGGUGACAAUGGAAAUGCCAGGCCUGCUCAGAUGGCUCUGGGGAGAACUUCCUGUGGAAGUCAGCCAGGCUGCCUCUUGCCAAGGCCUAGAGUCCAAGUGUGUGUGUGUGUGUGUGUGUGUGUGUGUGUGUGUGUGUGUGUGUGUGUGUGUGUGUGUGUGUGUGUCUUUUAACCUACAGAAAGAAAAUGUAAAAUCUAGUUCCUCAUUUUGUUACUGGAAUCUGAAGUCAGCCGCCAUUGUUUCUGUACCUGCGGGGUACCUGGGUCCAGCCCACUAGUGAGUGGGUCUGGUUGGAGUGGGUGGGAGCCGCCUCCAGGGUGAUCUGCCACUCAGGAGGGUGGAGCACUGUGGUGGCGGCGGCGGCUGCUGCACUUUUGAAGGGAAAAGUGACCCUCUUAGCAUAACUGGACAUGGUUCUUCCUGCCCGUCUCGGGGUAUGUGGGCCACCUGCUAGCGAGCCUGGUGAUCCGUGCUGGGUGCAGCGUGCUGG
Peromyscus maniculatus bairdii (prairie deer mouse) is the source of this 3093-nucleotide messenger RNA. It is a transcript of the gene Ttll12, whose product is annotated as tubulin tyrosine ligase like 12. The record is from RefSeq and is a predicted model, not a curated record. Gene Ontology annotation, biological process: protein modification process. Gene Ontology annotation, cellular component: cytoplasm. Lineage: Eukaryota; Metazoa; Chordata; Mammalia; Rodentia; Cricetidae.